This is a messenger RNA of Nezara viridula (southern green stink bug), 714 nucleotides long. The record is from the annotation of a GenBank genome assembly. NCBI's taxonomy places the organism in Eukaryota, Metazoa, Arthropoda, Insecta, Hemiptera, Pentatomidae.
AUGAAGCGCUGGCUCGGGUCAGUAUAUAAAGGGAGGAUCUUCUCUCUUCUACAACUUAGUCCUACCAUGGCUUUUAAGGUUGCUGCCCUUCUCGCUGUCAUCGCCGCCGCACAGGCCCAGGUCAUCAGGCCUGCCGUUGCACCUGCACCACUGGCGUACGCAAAUGCACCAUACGCUUACGGUGCUGCUCCAUAUGCCUAUGGUGCCUCACCGUACGGCUAUGCUGCCACCGCACCAUUAGCUGUAGCUCGUGCACCAUUGGCUGUAGCUCGUGCACCAUUGGCUGUUGCUCGCACACCGUUGGCUGUCGCACGCACACCCUACGCCGCUGCUGCCGAUCCCUACUACGACCCAAACCCAAGCUACGACUACAGCUACUCCGUAAACGACCCCGUCACCGGCGACUCCAAGACCCAGUCCGAAUCCAGGCAAGGUGAUGUCGUCCAGGGCAGCUAUUCCCUCUUGGAAGCUGAUGGAACUAGGAGAGUGGUCGAUUACACCGCUGACCCAGUGAAUGGAUUCAACGCCGCAGUCCGCAAGGAGGGUGCUGUUGCUCCAUCAGCUGUUCCAGUUGCUGCCCCAGUCCCAGUUGCUGCUCCAGCUCCAGUCGCCAUUGCCGCUCGUGCUUACUCUCCUUUUGCUGCUAGGUCGUACGCUGCCCCAGCAGUCGUUGGUAGCUCUUUCACUUCACCGUAUUCUUCAUAUGCCUACUAA